This is a messenger RNA of Chroicocephalus ridibundus (black-headed gull), 3940 nucleotides long. It is a transcript of the gene SCAMP1, whose product is annotated as secretory carrier membrane protein 1. The coding region runs from base 112 to 1131 and encodes 339 amino acids. Gene Ontology annotation, cellular component: recycling endosome membrane; trans-Golgi network membrane. The transcript is spliced from 9 exons. The record is from RefSeq and is a predicted model, not a curated record. NCBI's taxonomy places the organism in Eukaryota, Metazoa, Chordata, Aves, Charadriiformes, Laridae. Gene Ontology annotation, biological process: protein transport.
AGCGGCUGGUGACAGCGGCGGCGGCGGCGGCGGGGCGGGGGGGGGGCAGCCGGCGACUGUCGGGGCCGCCGCAGGGGAAGAGCUGCCAGCCGGUGAUCGCAGCGCCUGGCCAUGUCGGACUUCGACAGCAACCCCUUCGCCGACCCGGACCUCAACAACCCCUUCAAGGAUCCUUCUGUUACACAGGUGACGAGAAAUGUUCCUCCCGGGCUAGAUGAGUACAAUCCUUUCUCUGAUUCAAGAACACCUCCUCCAGGAAAUGUGAAAAUGCCUAAUGUACCCAGUACCCAGCCAGCAAUAAUGAAACCAACAGAAGAACCACCUGCUUACACACAAAUUGCAAAGGAGCAUGCCUUGGCCCAGGCAGAACUGCUAAAGCGUCAAGAAGAACUGGAAAGAAAAGCAGCUGAACUAGAUCGCAGAGAAAGGGAAAUGCAGAGUCUCAAUCAGCAGGGGGGUAGAAAAAACAACUGGCCACCUCUUCCUGAGAAUUUUCCAGUAGGUCCUUGUUUCUACCAGGACUUUUCUGUAGACAUUCCUGUAGAAUUCCAGAAGACAGUAAAGAUUAUGUACUAUUUGUGGAUGUUCCAUACAGUGACACUGUUUCUUAAUAUCUUUGGAUGUUUGGCCUGGUUUUACGUUGACGCUACGCGAGGGGUUGAUUUUGGAUUGAGUAUUCUCUGGUUCUUGCUUUUUACCCCUUGUUCUUUCAUCUGCUGGUACAGACCACUUUAUGGAGCUUUCAGGAGUGACAGUUCAUUCAGGUUCUUUGUGUUCUUCUUUGUAUAUAUCUGUCAGUUUGCUGUACACGUACUUCAAGCUGCAGGAUUUCAAAGAUGGGGAAACUGUGGGUGGAUUUCGUCUCUUACUGGUCUUAAUAAGAGUAUUCCUGUUGGCAUUAUGAUGAUAAUCAUAGCCGCACUUUUCACAGCAUCUGCUGUUAUCUCCUUAGUUAUGUUUAAAAAGGUGCACGGUCUCUACCGCACGACUGGUGCCAGUUUUGAGAAAGCGCAGCAGGAGUUUGCAACAGGAGUGAUGUCCAACAAAACCGUACAAACGGCUGCAGCUAACGCUGCAUCAACAGCAGCAACCAGUGCAGCUCAAAACGCGUUCAAGGGUAACCGAAUGUAGGGAAACAUAAAAAGUGAUCACAGUUCUCUCCAAUUGUACUUUAUUUUGCAGUCACUUACUAUAUUCCCUAAAAGCCUAGAUCAAAAUUCACACAGCAUGUUUGUCUCUUCUGCAGCUGUGCAUGGGUAAAAUGGGAAAUGUUUGGUUUAUUUUAUUACAAAUUUAUUUAUUUUAAAAAGAUAACCAUUCUUUGCCCUUCUUUGAGAUGUUGCAAUUCUAGACUAUAAAGCCUUCCAUAUUUUACAGGGGAUAAAUUAUUUCAACAAUUGGCCUGAGAAUGAAUUGUGGCAUAUAAUGAUCAAAUAAAUGUAUUAAGUAUUUGGAAGGUUUUUUAGUGGUUCACUCCGGUAUUUUUUUAACUUCAGGAAAGCACUUUGGAUCAAUUCUUUUUCUUCAUAAUAACUUUUUUUCCUAUUUGUAGUAUAAGAAGUGGGGUAGACUGAGAGAUGUAGAAAGUUAGGUUUGGCUACUGCUUUUGCAAUUUCAGCAGCUGCUGGAGGACAAAUACAAGUAGGGUAGGUACUAUAAAUUCUUUUCUUGGGGUUUUUUUAGGAUAAGUCUUUUGAUAUGAAUCUGUAAGCUUGCAUGAAUACUGUUGAGUUAUCUGAUCUUGUUAAAAUAGUGUUUUGGUCCAGAAUUUACCUGCUCCACUUUAUAAUUAUAGCGUGCGUUUGUAUCUAUUUUCAUGGAGUAUUCUCUACCUGUGAGAAAUGACUAUGGUGCAUAAACAUUCUCUGUAAUAGAAUGUGUAAUGCAGUGUACAGUUUAAGGGAGUUAACUGAUGGUUUCAAUCACAGAGCUAAAUGAUUAUAUAUUUGCUAUUUUUAAGUUCAGUAUUCAUGUCUUGGGAUAAUAAUUUUGCUGGAAAAGAAACCAAUAUUGACUUUUAGAACACUAGUUUCUUGCCCCCCUUCCCUCUUCUACAUGCAGUGGUAUUUUUGUUGUGUUUGGGAUUUUUUGGGGCUUUUUUUUUUUUUUUAAGUGUAGAUUUGUGUUUAACAGUGGUACUAAAUCUAUCUCUAGCCUAGUCAGCCACUCUGUUUACUGCUUGUCCAAAACCCUAAAUAUACAGUAUUUAAUUUUCUAACAGAAAUAUUGUCUAAAACCAAGCUUUUUAAGCAAAGGCAUUUAACAGAUACUUUAAUUCAUUUUAACAUUAACUCAGCCAUGUCUGUGAUGUGAUCUAAGCUGGGAGGGGGAAGCUUUUAAACUAUUUUGAGUUGGAAAAAUGAGAAAUCUUCGUUUUAAACAAAGUUAAAUUUUAACUCAUUGAACCGGAUGCCUAAGAGGUUAAAUUGGUGCUGUGGAACUGAACAAUCCAUAAUGGUACAUACCAUCAUAAUACUCUAGAACAUAAUCAGGUCUUAGUAUAACAUCACGUUUCUCUCCUUUGAAAGACUAUUUAUGUUCUUGGAUUGCCUCAUGAGUCUUAUGCACAAUACUUGGGCUGUUUUUUCAAGCUCUGUUUUAGAAAUGAGAACAGGAAGGACCACAUCCCACAACCUGUAAGUAUAUUCUGUGGCCGAAAUUAAUUCAUCUCUUAAAGUAAAUCCCUUUUAGUAAGAUAGCAUAAAAUUCUGAGGCACCUCCAUGUUCUGAAUGUGGAACGACUUUCAUAGGUUCUUGUUCACUAGACUGUAUUGAUAAUAACAGAAGAGCAUUACAAAAAAUAAAACCCCUGGCUUAAGCCCUGCAUCAGUAUUGUACUGUUAGCAUGAGGUCCCUGUUAGUCUCCUUUCUUUCAAUAGUUUCUUCAAAUCCAACUUGAAUUUGGAUAAAUGUCGUAGUUUCACCUAUGCUGAAGUUCAUAUUAACGAAUAUACUCGCUUCUAAAUGUUCUCUGCAUCAUAGAAGUUAAAACCAAUUUAAAUAUUCUGUGUAAUAGGGGCUCUAAAAUUUCAUACUAGUGGACAUGCAAGCAUUGAACUUGAAUUUGUGUGGGAAUGUUAUUAAAAGCUUUCCAGAUAAAAGCCACCAUUUUCUGUUGAGAUCAGGCAUCAUCCUUUCUAGGAGCUGUAUACCAAGAUUGUUCUUUUCGUAAUCUUUUGAAUUUGAGGGUUGUAUCUAGAAAAUCUACUUUUAAAUCUAAAUUUAAGCAAUUCUCUUGGUAUCUCUUGGAUAGGAGUCCCAGGGACAUCAUCCUUGCAAUUUAAGUUGAAGAUGGCAUAAUAACAUACAUUACCAGAAUAUAUUAUGGAAAAAAACAGUAGGAAUAAAACCUGAAUUUGGCAGGUAGAUAUUUUUUUUCCCCAAAAUGUUUAAAGGUUUUUGAGAAAACAAUUUAAUGUUCUGUGUAUAGGGAGUGUGGAUUUCUAAUGUCAUGGGUUGAAUGAACAGAUUUAAACCUCCUAAGUGAAAUUCAAGGUUCAGUUUCAUGUGAAUUGUUUAAACCAGAAAUCUCUGCUACUUUGCAGCCCAAAGGGGAGGGAGAAAUUUGAGUUUAGCUUUGACAACAGAAGGCUGAUACUUGUUAAAAUAUUUUGUACCUAAUGAAAACUAGAUUUUACAGAGUUAUGGCACCCACUGAAGCUGUCAUUUUGUAGUAUUGUGGCAAAUUGAGUACAAAGUAUGAAGUUUAAACACUGGAAUGUCACUAGUCAUUGAUCUGUAAUUUAGGAGUCAGUUUUAUUUAUCUGAGGGAUGUUUGUAUAUUUUGUAAAUUACUAACAAUGCUCUGCCAUCCUGGUGAAUGUCACGGUUCUGUACAAAUGCACUUCUUCUGUCCCUCUGUUGCAUGUCUGAGUAGUUCAGAAGUUUUGUAUAUUUAUUGUAUUAACACAGUGUAAUAGAAUAAAAAAAAAAACUUUUU